Messenger RNA from Fusarium coffeatum, 1518 nucleotides. RefSeq lists its product as uncharacterized. The record is from RefSeq and is a predicted model, not a curated record. The transcript is spliced from 2 exons. Lineage: Eukaryota; Fungi; Ascomycota; Sordariomycetes; Hypocreales; Nectriaceae. The coding region runs from base 1 to 1518 and encodes 505 amino acids. Gene Ontology annotation, molecular function: protein binding.
AUGUCGACCUCUAGUCAAGAUCCCGAGUCACCGCUAUCGGACCCAUUGUCGUCAUCGGAGCCUCAGUUAAAGAUACCAUCAGAGGACUCAUUACUUCUCAACCUUCCGCCUGAGCUUAUUGAUAACAUCCUUUCUCAUCUUUCACCUUAUGAGCUCACAGCUAUUUCCGCUACAUGUCGUGAUCUGCGCAAGCAUGCUCUGUCCGACAUUCUUUGGCACCCUCUUGUCCAAGAGAAUGUUCCUGGUAUGACGAUCACAAGUCCUCAUCCCUGCAAGAAUUAUCAUGACCUCUACGCCUCUCAUGAUCGCCUCUGGUUCCUUCCUCGACAAAAGAUCUGGUUUUGCGACCGUGAUCUUACAGGAAGACUCAUGCUUGUUCGCUAUGACCCUCGUCGAGGCUGUAUAGAGGGCUACCAACUUCUCGCAAGCAGAGGUCGACCGCUACACCAAAGCUGGCUUGGUCAAGGCGAUGUCUUGAUUCAAGAAUUUGACCCAAAAGUCAAACUUCAUCUUGACAAGCCUGUUCUGCAGUUCCGAGUGGGAGACGAAGCUCCAGUUGAGUUCACAACUCGACCUGGUGCUAAUCGCUUCGCCGAUGAAAUGCCCGUCACACUCGAUGACCGAAUCGACGCUCUAUUCAGCAAUUUCAUGCUGACAUGUGAGCUCGAUCAAGACGAAGCCAAUGAUAACCUCAAGAGCACAUUCCCAUACGGCAACAUCUGGCCACCACCGUCCGUACCUUCGGAUCACCACGUAUCAGGCGGCAGCACACAAAUCACCGAGGAGGGUAUCUUUGUCAACACACCAGCGACCCGACCCCGACGGCGCAGAGAUGUUUCCGAGCGAUUCUUCCGAGUCCGACAAUGGAUGGAAAUGGCGGGCGGAUUAGCUCGCGUUGGUAUGGCUGCCGGUAUGACUGGGAUAUUUAACAUGCUAAGAUUGUCUCGUCCCGCAGCGACCGGAGGUCUUCCAGGUGUCCACGUCGGCGAGGAGCUGAUCACUUACUCAACGCUCGAUCCAAAACUGUACACGCCUACACCGUUGAAGCCGUGGAGAGGAAUCUGGGUUGGCGAUUACAGCACCCAUGGAUGCGAGUUCCUGCUUAUUCACCAACCUGACGACGAAACUCCAGCGACCGACGAAGAACUAGGACUUAUUCGCGGAGAGAAGGAGAGCGACGAAGCUUGGGUUGCGAGACGGGAUGAAGAGCGCACGUAUCAAGGACGACUCGAGGCUAUUAAGCUAACGGGAGAUCCUAAUGUUCCGCGCGGAGAGAUCACCUUUUUAGCCAAAGACUUGAGCAAUCUUGUUGACGGGCCUCCCGCAGACCCUCGCUUCCAAGGUUCGAGGGCGGUUCACAGCCAAGGCCAUAUUGCAGAUACAGGAUUUAUCUCAGACAGGUUUGUUGAAAGCCAGCUUAUCCUCGUUAGUCAUGAUCGCAUAGCGCAGCAUUGGGUUGAGUUUGGGCAUAUUAGCUAUUUCCAGAGGGUUGACAUUGAUCAGUUCCUGAAGGUGUAA